AUGCCCGAUAACAUGCCCGAUAACAAUCACAAUCCUGAUCUACCUCGCAUAAAUCUUCGUGAUUCUCGAAACCCGAACUCAACAAUGUCUCCUCCGAAUACCGGCUUUUCACCUUACGGUGCAGUGCAGUUACCACCAGUAUACUCCUAUCGUCAAUCACAGCAGCAGCAACAUCAGCAGAAACAUCAACAGCAACACCCGCCGCCACAACUGUCUCUGGACCUGACAUAUUCAGGUUCACCAAACCCUAUUGCACAACCAUUGCAACCAGCAGUCCAAUCACAAACCCAACACACCGCUGAAUCCAGGCCUCGUUUGCGAGUGAGCAAAGCCUGCGAUCGAUGCAGGACUCACAAAAUUAAGUGUUCGGGUUCAGACCCAUGUUCAACUUGUGUACGACAAAAAAAGGAAUGUACUUUUUCAAACCCUGCCGGUGGGAACACACAGAACAAACCAAAUGGGUAUCAACUUCAAGGUACAGAUUCAAACAAAAGGCGUAAAUUUAGCACCCUCAAUUCAGAACCAUUUGGAUUGCCUGUUGUCGACAAAUCUAAUGAUAAGGAGUAUAUAGCGCAUUUGGAAAAUAGGGUCCAAUAUCUUGAGAAUUUGUUGUCGAGAAACACGAUGGAGGACUUUAGACAACCUCGAUUCCAAGAACCGGAAAGUGAGGGUGUUAUUGAGACAUUAUACACAACUAGUUCAAAAUGGAGAUUUUCUCGCCGUCAUCAGAACUUACUUAUUGUUGAAUUGUGCAAAUCGAUGUAUUCAAAUUUGUCAGAGGAGCUGAAAGAAAAAGUAACCAUCCCUCGUAUGCAAUAUUUUGGGUGGAACAUGUCAGGAGUCAAUUACCUUACACCUGAAAAUCUACCUCCAUUACCUCAACUCGACAUUGAGUUUGAUGAACGAUACUUGAUUGACUAUUUCUUUAAAGAGGUUAACCCGUUGUUUGCUAUCAUCCAUGAGACUGUUUUUCGUGAACAAUACGAAGCUUAUGAUAAGCUUAUGAAGGAGGAAGCCAUUACGGGUGAACACAAACAUGAUUCCAAGUCAAAUCAAACUAAACUAUAUUCAGCAAUAUUGUACCUCAUAUUUGCAUUGGCUAUUCGAUUUAGCGAAUUCCAAAAACCCAAAAGCCCCGACUUGGAAAUGUUGAAAUUGGAAGAAAAGCUUUUCAAAUACGGGUACAAAAUUGUUUCGAUAUUGAGUUUCGAAUGGGAAUCAUUUGAAUUAAUACAGAGUUGGCUUUUGAUUGCAUUGUAUUUAAGAGUUGCUCAUAGACAAACAUCAUCGUCACAUGCAUUGGGCCAAGCUAUCACAAUGACGAAAUCAAUGGGAUUAGGAUUCAGCGAAGAAAACUACAACAUCUUAUCUUGCACUGGUUAUGAACGAUUGAAAGCUAAACGAAUCUUUUGGUGUGUAUUCACCUUUGAUCGUGUGUUUGGUUUACAAACUGGUCGAUAUUGUGGAAUCAGAGAAGAAGAUUUUGGUCGUGGAUUUCCUGGAUUUGAUUUCCAACAAGAAACGGUCAAGGAUGAUUGGUUGACUUUACCGGCAUUGGCGUUGUUGCACAUUGCUAGGAUUUCAAACUUUGUUCAUACGGCACCCACCGAUAAUCCUCAUUUGAUCAAGUAUCAACAAAUUAAUGCGGAAUUGGUCAAGUUGCACCAAUGGUUCAAUGAGGUUGGGUUCAGGAAUGAUUUGUUAUUCAAUAAACAUCUUAGUUCAACUUCAGAGAGUGAAGUCAGUUCAUUAAUCAAAGCGCAAGUGAAGUUACACUAUUAUGAUUUGGUACUAUGUGUUCAUGGUAAAGUUCUUUUCAACUACAUUGGCAGACGAAUUGUGAGUAAUGGAUUAAAAGUGGAAAUGGUUCUAGAUGCGUGUCAUGGUGUUAUUGAAGUUUUGGACAAGGUAAACAAGGCGGGAUUGCUUUAUACUCCAUGGUAUUCAGUACUACUCUUGUUGUUCAAUAUUGGUGUCAAUGCUCUUUGUUUAAUCAACGGCGGAGUUUUCAUUCUGCAAUCAAGGGAUCUCUUGAAAAAUACUAUCAAGUUGUUUACAAUUUUAAAAAAAUCACCCAUUAGAAACAAACAAAAUAAAUUGGUAUUUCGAGAACGAUUCAAAAUGGUUCGCGAAUGUACUUGGGCCUUGAAAAUGGCAAACAAGAUUCUCACAUUGAGGUUACAAGAGGAUAUGAAUGCAUUGAAUAAUAUUGGGGUUGAUCAUGGUUCAUCUGAUGUUAAUAAACAAUACUUUUCACAAUUGGGAUUCAAUGAUAGCGCUAUUAGUGGAACCAAGGACACUGGUGCUACUGCUAACUUCUCAUCAAAUGAUUCUCGCAAGCAAUCUCCAAAUCCAAAGAGUAAUGAGUUUAACAAGGUGUUUGAACAGCAAUUGUAUCGAAAUGAAAAUGGUUCAAAUGUACCUCAUCACAUAUUGCAACAGCAAGAAAUGCAAAGAACAGGUACCAUAUCGCCUGUUUUACCAGGAUCGAGUACCGAAAACCAGACACCUCGAGAAGGACCAGAUGAAGGGUCGUAUGUUAAUUCAUUUACUCCAUCUUCAGAUAAUCAUGAAGGUGGUGCUGCUGUUGAUCCUUAUCCAUCAACUGAGAUUGAUCAAAUGUUGGGUAACUUACAAUGGUUUGAUCAAUGGGUUGAUUUUACCUAUGAUUUUUAA
Messenger RNA from Lodderomyces orthopsilosis Co 90-125, 2676 nucleotides. It is a transcript of the gene CTA7, whose product is annotated as Cta7p. Gene Ontology annotation, molecular function: sequence-specific DNA binding; DNA-binding transcription factor activity, RNA polymerase II-specific; zinc ion binding. Gene Ontology annotation, biological process: DNA-templated transcription; positive regulation of transcription by RNA polymerase II. The record is from RefSeq and is a predicted model, not a curated record. The transcript has a single exon. The coding region runs from base 1 to 2676 and encodes 891 amino acids. Lineage: Eukaryota; Fungi; Ascomycota; Pichiomycetes; Serinales; Debaryomycetaceae. Gene Ontology annotation, cellular component: nucleus.